This is a messenger RNA of Anopheles coluzzii, 1746 nucleotides long. RefSeq lists its product as uncharacterized. Lineage: Eukaryota; Metazoa; Arthropoda; Insecta; Diptera; Culicidae. Bases 302 to 841 code for a protein of 179 amino acids. The record is from RefSeq and is a predicted model, not a curated record. The transcript has 3 exons.
UAGAGCACUGGCUUAGUUAUUUGAGCUUGAAUUGAAUUUAAUGAUUUCGAAAUAAUACAAAAAAAAGAAACAUAAAAUAAAAACUAAUUACAACAAGAAAAGCUAAAAUAAAAAUAAAACAUGUUAAGCAAAAAAGCACUCCGGUUUUUGUAGUUUGAUUUUUUUUUGUUGCAUGCGUCAACGGUCAGUGUGACAGAUUAAUGUGCCGUCUCGGUUGUUGUGUGUGCAUUCUCGAGAAGCGGCCGUUUACAUCAAAGUCAUAAGAAAUUCAUACUUAUAUAGUUAAGCACAGUUCGUCACAAUGCCAUCGUCAGCCUCAGACAACAGAAUUGAAACGCAGAGCUAUCCGGAAGGUUCCAAACCGCAGAAUGAGUCCAAAGACAUGGAAAGGCGUCACCGCAGAAACGAAGACUUGGCUCGCUUUAUCCUUACUCGUACCUCUAUUUACCUUCACCGUAUCAACAAGGCAAUGUCGGAGACGGCCGCCCGGUACAGGCUACAGGAGAUUGCUCACGCCAUUUUUGCCAGCUUACAUCAGUACCCGAUCCUGGCGCUAGCAGUGGCGAUUGUGAUUUUCGUCUUCACGCUACCAUUCCUGGUAUUUAUUUUCUUCACGAUGACUACAGCGGUGAUGGCCUUUACCGGGUUUGUGCUGAUCGAGGGUGCACUCAUAACGGCUGCAUCGGUCAUGCUCGUCAGUUUGCUGAUCGGAGUGUUUCUGAUGAUCGUCAUCGUCGGGCUAAUGUUUCUGACCGGCUACUUUGGCAUCUCACGCGUGUACGAGUGCGUGUCUCGGUUAAAGAUAGACGAUCUGCGGGAAUAUUUGCGCAACAAUCACUAGAGAGCCCUGUGGAAACCAUUUCUUGGUUGUUUUGUACUUAAUUUCACUUAAAUUUUGAACAGUCGGUUUAGUAUUAAUCUGUACUGUGAUAGCAAUUGUCGGAACGAGGUUAAACUAUAGCAUUUGGCGGCAUAGUAAACAAAAACAGAAUCAUUUUAAACGGUUCCAUAUUUAUUACAGGUGUAGGGAAAUGGUUCACAACAGUUACCAAUGAAUGAAGCUACCUAUCUCGAAUCAGGCGGCUUUGCGCCAAUAAUGAACAAAUCAUGAACAAAGUUAUCAUAUGUUAAUGGUCCGUUAAAAAAAAGGACGGGAGAGAGCAAUAUACAGUAGGUGACCGCUAACAGGAUGUGUUUUAACUGGAGGUUCGCUAACUGGAGUGAUUCUCAGUUAACGAACACUUAAACGUCAAAACGUGAAACAUCCGGAAUCUCAUGAAGAGAAAUUUGUCGCAAAUGUGGAUUUUUCAAACAAAUUUAGGGUCUCUUGCCUACGUUUGCUAUUAACUUAUGUUAUUACACGAAUUACUAUACUUUAUAUCAACAUAAAUGAAAAAAAAAAGUUUGGUAUAUUUAUUCCAGUCAACGCCAAUCAAAAAAAUCAAUCCAUAGAAACGUCACUCCAGUUAGCGAACAUUGUUCGUUAACUGGAGGUUGUUUACCUCUCAGUUACCGGUCACCUACUGUAUAUACUAACUAUACAAACAUUCUUUUGCUUGUUGCUUUUGCUAUUGAAUUCCUACAAUAUUCCUACGCUGCACAUUUACUACCGGGUAUAGUUUGUUGACUGGAACUGGAAUUGUAUCGGUUUCAGACCUGCUCCAAAUAUCAUUCCGAAUCCGAAUCCAGCACAGUUCCUGGCACUGUUCCUGUAAAUAAAUAAAAUCGAGAGUUAUUUCCGGAUAA